This is a messenger RNA of Bombus pyrosoma, 2300 nucleotides long. Its product is annotated as zinc finger protein 25-like. The record is from RefSeq and is a predicted model, not a curated record. Gene Ontology annotation, cellular component: nucleus. Lineage: Eukaryota; Metazoa; Arthropoda; Insecta; Hymenoptera; Apidae. Gene Ontology annotation, biological process: regulation of transcription by RNA polymerase II. Gene Ontology annotation, molecular function: RNA polymerase II transcription regulatory region sequence-specific DNA binding; DNA-binding transcription factor activity, RNA polymerase II-specific. The coding region runs from base 330 to 2261 and encodes 643 amino acids. The transcript is spliced from 12 exons.
UUAAAACUACUGUUAACUUGGAUUUACGAAUAACUAUAGGAAGUAUGUUAAUUAAAAAUAUACACUGUGUGCCCCUUGACAUAGGCCAUUUUGAUGUGCGUUUGGGCUUAAAGGGAUUAUUUCUUCAGGGGCAGGUAGAAGUGACUAAGAAGCUUGUAGUGUAAAAGUAAUUGAAAGAUUGUCAACAAUUUCGAUUGUAUUUUUCUGCUCCUUCUCAAUAAUUUUUAAUCAAAAUUACUACUGUUAAAUUAAUGUGAAUACAGGAAAAUAUUUAAUUUACGAAUAACGCAAACAAUUGCCUUGUGGUCCAAUUAUCAAGAAUAAAAGUGAUGGAAGAAAUAAUGGAAAUCGUGAAAGUUGAGGAUGCAGUGUUCUUAGAAGAUACAGCGCUGGAAAAUUUAUUUGAUCCAGAAAACGUACAAGAAACUAUUAUAAUGUCUGCUGAACAAGGAGAAUCCACUGACACAACAGUUAUUGCUCAUGACGGUCAAAUUAUACAAAUUAUAACAGAUUAUGAAUGUGUUACAUGUCAUCGUAUCUUUCAAUCGCAAGAUAUGCUAAAGGAACAUUUAGACAUAUGUAGAGAAGAAGAUGAUUCCAACAUUUUGCAGUUAAGGAGUCUUGAGAAUUAUGAGUCAGAUGAUGAAGAGAAAGAUAAUAAUCCAGACUAUAUUAAUAAUUCCAAUAUGGAAGAUGACAGUUCCAAUAAUCAAAAAAAUUAUAAUGAUAAGCCAAUAAUUAUACCUGUACCUGAUACACAAUGUCAUUGCUGUGCUGAAGAUUUAAGCACUGCGCACAGUGGUGGUGAAUUUAAAUGUCAACACUGUAACCUAUCAUUUAAAAAGAAAUCAUCCUUAGAAAGACACAUUGUGGUAAUUCAUUGGCAGUGUGAUUCGUGUACCUGCAAAGAUUGUGGACAAUCAUUUCGUGAUAAAAAGUCACUAAACAAACAUCGUUAUACUACUCAUGCUGAUAAAAAAAUUUUCAGAUGUGAGCCUUGCGAUACUUAUUUUUCACGAAUGUAUCAUUUAAAUCGUCAUAUAAUGCAAUCUGGAUGUCAUGGAAAUAUUCUUAAUACAUAUAGUUGUCAAGUUUGCCAAAAAAUUUUCACACGGAAGGAUAAUUUACGUGAACAUUUACGAACUCAUGCUGGAACUCCUCAAAGACAAAAAAAGCCUUGUAGAUAUUGUCCUAAGGAAUUUUUUACUAACCAACAAUUGUUAAUUCACGAACGUGUACAUACAGGAGAACGACCAGUUCAAUGCGAUUUAUGCCCAAAGUCUUUUCUAUCUUCUCUUGCAUUAAAGAAACAUAGACGUGUACAUACAGGAGAAAAACCAUUUGAAUGUCAAUAUUGUCAAAAAAAGUUUGCUGCUCGGGAAACUUUAAAUCGUCACCAAAGAACUCAUACUGGCGAAAAACCUCAUGUUUGUCAAUAUUGCUCUAAAUCAUUUAUUCAGGCUGCUCAAUUAAGAGCACAUAUAUUUCAUCACACUGGUGAAAAUGGUUUUUACUGUGAGGUAUGUGGGAAAGCAUUUAGUAGAAAAGCUCGGUUAAAUGUUCACAAAAAAUUUGUUCAUGAAGGAGCCACCCCAUUUGCAUGUCAAAUGUGUGAAAAGAAAUUUAUAAGAAAAGAAGAUCUUGUUAAACAUGUAGUACUUCAUACAGGAGUUAAAGCAUAUAAAUGUGACAAAUGUACAAAAGCUUUUUCUACAAAAUCUUCCUUACAAGCUCAUUUAAAUACUCAUAGACGAGAACCACCACAAUCUUGUGUUGAAUGUAAUAGAGUUUUUAUACGUCAAGAUUGUUUAAUGAGGCAUAUUAAAGCAAAACACCGUGAUCUAUUAGAAGAAGUAAUGGAUGAAGUCGAAAAAAAGAAUUUACAAAUACAAUUAUAUAAUAUUGCAACAGUUGCUGCAGAGAAAACAAAGAAAGGAGAGUCUACUCAAUUUUCCACUGAAGAAUUGUUAAAAGCCAUAGCUGAUCUUUUGAAAAUAUUAAUUGAUGAUGAUACUCUUCAGCUCUUUGGUUGGCCUGAUGCCCCUAUUGAAGAUAUUGUACAAGCUGUAAUUAGACGAUGUGGGCAUGAACCAUUAACAUCAGAAUGUAGAUUACCUUUUGAUGAAAGAUUAAGGGAAAACAUAAAGUGUUUAUUUAUGGUUGUUAUAGAAGAUAAUAUGGUAAAAUCUCUUUUAACACGAAAGACAAUAGAUGACGUAAUUGUACAUAUUUUGAAACUUUCAAAGGAAGUAAAUUUAUAGUUAUGAAGAAGAAAUAAUUAUUAACUAAGUUUCUAUUUA